AGUAAUCCGAUUAUCAAACUGCCAGAACGAAGUGAUAAACAAAGGCAGCACUCCGUGGGAUGUAAUAAGCUUCAAAUCAGAGUUAAACAAAAUCGUGAGCAAUUAGAAAGUUUCAAGACGAAGAUAGUUCACAAGAAAUCAUGCGCACCCAACCCCUAUAAAAUAAAAUUUGAUCCACUUGAUAGACUCUUCCAAGCUUCUAAUAAAAUUGCUUUUUUGAAUUUUCGACAGAGCUACGGUCAUGUAAAUGCAUUACUUGACCAAAACGUUGGUCAAACCUGUAUCCGUGAUGCUGCAACUCACGAGAGAAGACUAUUCACGACGGUCGAUGACGGGCUGCCAAAAUUUAAUGAAAGACCCACCUUUGAACCGCCAACUCCACUUCGAGCGCCUGGUCCCUUAACUGUUGAUAAGCUGAUACGUGGUGCAAAUGUAUUAGCUCAGAUAUGUGAUUUAGAAGAUGUUAAAUCAUAUAUAUCGAAAUUAUAUCAACGUCAUGAAGAGAUUACAUCGUCAAUUGACAGUUUGGAGUCAAUUGGAAAAAAGCAAAAAUUAGAUUUAGAAAGGAUUAGAGGUCUUCAACAGAACAUCGAAUCAAGAGACAAUUUAAUAAACUCAAAUCAACAAUUGGAUUCUGCAAGUUUCGCCGAAGAAAUACAAUAUGAACAAAGAGAAAUACUUGCCUUGGAGUCGCUAAUCGAAGAGCAUAAUGAAAUGUUGGGUCUGCUUGAAUCAAAAUUGCAAAACGAAAAACAAUUAUUUAGAGAGUCCGAAGAGAAUGAUUCAAGCUACCGUACAGAUAGUCUAAUAUUUUCCGAAUCAUUAGAUUCAAUUGAACAAUUACAGAAAUUAUCGCAACUUAGAGAGCAGCUUGAAUCUAAACAUGAGAUCUUACAGCAACUGGAUGCUCAACUAAUUGGAACAAGCGAAAGUCCCACUUAUGAGGGAGUUGAGGAAGGAGAAUUUGGCCGUUUGAAGUUAAAAUAUGAAUCAAUCUUGACCAAAGCAGAUGCGUCUUUCAGUAAUCAAAAUUCGGAGCAACUUAACCGAAUCCAACAUGUCAUGUCAACUGCAGUGGGAACAUUGCAACAACUAUUGGAAGUUCGCGAAAGAUAUGAAUUAUUGAAUUUUGAUCUUGAUCUCAUAAGAGAAAUAAAUAGUACACUAGUAGAUCAUGUUGCCGAAUUUCAAGGAGAGAAUCAUCUCCCCGAGUUACUCGAUAAUAUUCCCACACCACAGAUCAUCUUGUCCGCGAUAAUUCUUCAAAUUAUCCGUGAUGAAGGUGGAGAAUUACCACUCACUGAACUCAAGGAUAGAAUUGGUAAUUUAGCUCGUCAACGAGAAAUGACAGAGUUUGAAGGAAUCAAUGCUCUUUAUACGCUUGUCGCUAAUCGGUUAAUCACCAUUGAUCGUUCAGAGAAAACAAAUCCUGUGAGAGCUAACAUUUGGAGUAUAUGA
Messenger RNA from Ambispora leptoticha, 1458 nucleotides. The record is from the annotation of a GenBank genome assembly. NCBI's taxonomy places the organism in Eukaryota, Fungi, Glomeromycota, Glomeromycetes, Archaeosporales, Ambisporaceae.